Topomyia yanbarensis is the source of this 1680-nucleotide messenger RNA. Its product is annotated as obg-like ATPase 1. The transcript has 6 exons. The record is from RefSeq and is a predicted model, not a curated record. The coding region runs from base 172 to 1371 and encodes 399 amino acids. Gene Ontology annotation, cellular component: cytoplasm. Gene Ontology annotation, molecular function: ATP hydrolysis activity; GTP binding; ATP binding. NCBI's taxonomy places the organism in Eukaryota, Metazoa, Arthropoda, Insecta, Diptera, Culicidae.
AACAGGCACGUCUGCUGCUGCGCUCAAAAAUAGACCGUCCACGUUUGUUUCCUUUUUCCUUAGCGGCUAGUGAAAUUCGUGCGGAAAAAGUUUACCGGUCGCGUAAAAAUUGAAAGUUUUGCUUGUUUCGGUGAUUUUUUGCGGUGGAAAUCAGUUCGUUUUGCAGCAAACAUGCCCCCGAAAAAGAUCCUAGAGCCGGAAGUGAAACCGCUGAUUGGCCGCAUCGGUACCAACCUGCGCAUCGGCAUCGUCGGUGUGCCGAACGUCGGCAAGUCAACCUUUUUCAACGUGUUGACCAAAAGUGCAGCUCCGGCGGAAAAUUUCCCCUUCUGCACCAUCGACCCGAACGAGAACAGAGUUCCUGUGCCCGAUGCUCGGUUCGACUACCUGUGCGAGUAUCACAAACCCUUGAGCAAAGUUCCAGCCUAUCUGAACGUGGUGGACAUUGCCGGUCUGGUGAAGGGUGCCGCCGAGGGACAAGGCUUGGGCAAUGCAUUCCUGUCGCACAUCAACGCAUGUGAUGCCAUCUUUCACCUGUGUCGUGCUUUCGACGAUCCGGAUGUGACCCACGUCGAGGGUGAGGUGGACCCGGUGCGCGAUCUAGCAAUCAUCUCCGAAGAGCUACGGCUGAAGGACGAGGAACGACUGAUGGUCUAUAUAGACAAGGUUGAAAAGCUGGUGAUUCGUGGCGGGGACAAGAAAAGCAAGCCGGAAUAUGACACCCUGGUCAAAGUGAAGGAAGUGCUGGUGGACGAAAAGAAACACAUUCGUUUCGCGGACUGGAGCGCUCACGACAUCGAAGUGCUGAACAAGUAUCUCUUCCUGACCUCCAAACCGAACAUCUAUCUGGCGAAUCUCUCCGAGAAGGACUUUAUCCGUAAGAAGAACAAAUGGCUUCCGAAAAUUAAGGAGUGGAUCGACAAGAACGAUCCGUGUGCCUCGUUGAUCCCAUUCUCCGGACUGUUCGAGCAUAAGCUGGCCGAGAUGGAAACGGAUGCGGAGCGAAAGUCGUUCGAGGAAGAAACCAAAUGCACCUCGAUGUUGGAACGAAUUAUCACAACCGGAUACAAGGCAUUACAUUUGGAGUACUUUUUCACGGCCGGACAGGAUGAGGUUAAAGCCUGGACGAUUCAGAAGGGUACGAAAGCUCCGCAGGCGGCGGGUCGUAUUCAUACCGAUUUUGAGAAGGGAUUCAUUAUGGCUGAAGUGAUGCACUACAAUGAUUUUAAGGAGGAGGGUAGUGAGGCAGCUGCCAAAGCUGCUGGGAAGUAUCGACAGCAGGGACGGAACUAUGUCGUCGAGGAUGGUGAUAUCAUCUUUUUCAAGUUUAACGCCGGUGCCGGGUUGAAGGAUGCCGCCAAGAAAAAGUGAUAUCAACAGUUUGCAACGGUCAUCAUUGUGUUUCUCUAUCUGAACAUGAUAUUCUACUCGCAGUUGUUUCUUCCGCAGUUACAGUGAGGGAGAGACAGAGAGUGGGUUGCAUUUUUUGAAUAACUCAUCGAUUGGAGGAGGACGAGCAGAUAGUUUCUAUGGGAACACAUUCAAACACUCAUCGAACUUUGAAAAUGCCCGUUACACAAGACAUACAAUAACAAUAUCCAUUUGUAACAAGACAAACACAUAAUUGUGAAAUGUUUAAAAAACUAAGCUAAUAAAUUAUUUGUUUUGUGUAGCUGUUUA